This is a messenger RNA of Acanthoscelides obtectus, 3555 nucleotides long. The record is from the annotation of a GenBank genome assembly. NCBI's taxonomy places the organism in Eukaryota, Metazoa, Arthropoda, Insecta, Coleoptera, Chrysomelidae.
GGAAAUGUGCUGCUUGAUGCAAGGGAAGCUGUCGUAGACAAUGUUGAUAAAGUUAUGGAGAACAUGAUGCAGGGCAAUAAGAUCAGACGAGUUGCAGCUACUCGCAUGAAUGAGAGGUCAUCUCGAUCACACACGAUUUUCCGGAUUAUUCUGGAGUCGAAAGAUGCCAAUCAGAAAGAUGGACCUGUACAUAUAAGCUACCUUAACUUAAUGGACUUAGCUGGUUCUGAGAGAGUUUCUCUGACGAAAGCUGCUGGUGAGCGUCUUAAAGAGGGGGCUAACAUAAACAAAUCUUUGUCAGUAUUAGGAAAUGUGAUAAGGCAACUAAGCGAGGGGAAGGAGUUUAUCAGUUAUCGCGAUUCGAAAUUGACUAGACUGCUCUCACAGGCUCUUGGCGGAAAUGUGCUGCUUGAUGCAAGGGAAGCUGUCGUAGACAAUGUUGAUAAAGUUAUGGAGAACAUGAUGCAGGGCAAUAAGAUCAGACGAGUUGCAGCUACUCGCAUGAAUGAGAGGUCAUCUCGAUCACACACGAUUUUCCGGAUUAUUCUGGAGUCGAAAGAUGCCAAUCAGAAAGAUGGACCUGUACAUAUAAGCUACCUUAACUUAAUGGACUUAGCUGGUUCUGAGAGAGUUUCUCUGACGAAAGCUGCUGGUGAGCGUCUUAAAGAGGGGGCUAACAUAAACAAAUCUUUGUCAGUAUUAGGAAAUGUGAUAAGGCAACUAAGCGAGGGGAAGGAGUUUAUCAGUUAUCGCGAUUCGAAAUUGACUAGACUGCUCUCACAGGCUCUUGGCGAUGUAUAUGGAUCUGUAGUAAAACCUUUAGUCGAUUCCUUCAUGGAAGGUUUCAAUGCCACAAUAUUUGCAUAUGGCCAAACAUCUUCUGGCAAAACACACACCAUUUUGGGCAAUAAAACAGAUCCUGGGCUUUUCCAAUUAGUAUCCAAUCAGUUAUUCCAGCAUGUGGCAGACCAGGUUGAUAAGAGGUACUUGAUUAGAUGCAGUUAUAUUGAAAUCUACAAUGAAAAGAUCAAUGACCUCCUGGAUAAGAGCAAUCAGGGUUUAACUAUAAGAGAAGAUAUCAAAGGAAAUGUGCUGCUUGAUGCAAGGGAAGCUGUCGUAGACAAUGUUGAUAAAGUUAUGGAGAACAUGAUGCAGGGCAAUAAGAUCAGACGAGUUGCAGCUACUCGCAUGAAUGAGAGGUCAUCUCGAUCACACACGAUUUUCCGGAUUAUUCUGGAGUCGAAAGAUGCCAAUCAGAAAGAUGGACCUGUACAUAUAAGCUACCUUAACUUAAUGGACUUAGCUGGUUCUGAGAGAGUUUCUCUGACGAAAGCUGCUGGUGAGCGUCUUAAAGAGGGGGCUAACAUAAACAAAUCUUUGUCAGUAUUAGGAAAUGUGAUAAGGCAACUAAGCGAGGGGAAGGAGUUUAUCAGUUAUCGCGAUUCGAAAUUGACUAGACUGCUCUCACAGGCUCUUGGCGAUGUAUAUGGAUCUGUAGUAAAACCUUUAGUCGAUUCCUUCAUGGAAGGUUUCAAUGCCACAAUAUUUGCAUAUGGCCAAACAUCUUCUGGCAAAACACACACCAUUUUGGGCAAUAAAACAGAUCCUGGGCUUUUCCAAUUAGUAUCCAAUCAGUUAUUCCAGCAUGUGGCAGACCAGGUUGAUAAGAGGUACUUGAUUAGAUGCAGUUAUAUUGAAAUCUACAAUGAAAAGAUCAAUGACCUCCUGGAUAAGAGCAAUCAGGGUUUAACUAUAAGAGAAGAUAUCAAAGGAAAUGUGCUGCUUGAUGCAAGGGAAGCUGUCGUAGACAAUGUUGAUAAAGUUAUGGAGAACAUGAUGCAGGGCAAUAAGAUCAGACGAGUUGCAGCUACUCGCAUGAAUGAGAGGUCAUCUCGAUCACACACGAUUUUCCGGAUUAUUCUGGAGUCGAAAGAUGCCAAUCAGAAAGAUGGACCUGUACAUAUAAGCUACCUUAACUUAAUGGACUUAGCUGGUUCUGAGAGAGUUUCUCUGACGAAAGCUGCUGGUGAGCGUCUUAAAGAGGGGGCUAACAUAAACAAAUCUUUGUCAGUAUUAGGAAAUGUGAUAAGGCAACUAAGCGAGGGGAAGGAGUUUAUCAGUUAUCGCGAUUCGAAAUUGACUAGACUGCUCUCACAGGCUCUUGGCGGAAAUGUGCUGCUUGAUGCAAGGGAAGCUGUCGUAGACAAUGUUGAUAAAGUUAUGGAGAACAUGAUGCAGGGCAAUAAGAUCAGACGAGUUGCAGCUACUCGCAUGAAUGAGAGGUCAUCUCGAUCACACACGAUUUUCCGGAUUAUUCUGGAGUCGAAAGAUGCCAAUCAGAAAGAUGGACCUGUACAUAUAAGCUACCUUAACUUAAUGGACUUAGCUGGUUCUGAGAGAGUUUCUCUGACGAAAGCUGCUGGUGAGCGUCUUAAAGAGGGGGCUAACAUAAACAAAUCUUUGUCAGUAUUAGGAAAUGUGAUAAGGCAACUAAGCGAGGGGAAGGAGUUUAUCAGUUAUCGCGAUUCGAAAUUGACUAGACUGCUCUCACAGGCUCUUGGCGAUGUAUAUGGAUCUGUAGUAAAACCUUUAGUCGAUUCCUUCAUGGAAGGUUUCAAUGCCACAAUAUUUGCAUAUGGCCAAACAUCUUCUGGCAAAACACACACCAUUUUGGGCAAUAAAACAGAUCCUGGGCUUUUCCAAUUAGUAUCCAAUCAGUUAUUCCAGCAUGUGGCAGACCAGGUUGAUAAGAGGUACUUGAUUAGAUGCAGUUAUAUUGAAAUCUACAAUGAAAAGAUCAAUGACCUCCUGGAUAAGAGCAAUCAGGGUUUAACUAUAAGAGAAGAUAUCAAAGGAAAUGUGCUGCUUGAUGCAAGGGAAGCUGUCGUAGACAAUGUUGAUAAAGUUAUGGAGAACAUGAUGCAGGGCAAUAAGAUCAGACGAGUUGCAGCUACUCGCAUGAAUGAGAGGUCAUCUCGAUCACACACGAUUUUCCGGAUUAUUCUGGAGUCGAAAGAUGCCAAUCAGAAAGAUGGACCUGUACAUAUAAGCUACCUUAACUUAAUGGACUUAGCUGGUUCUGAGAGAGUUUCUCUGACGAAAGCUGCUGGUGAGCGUCUUAAAGAGGGGGCUAACAUAAACAAAUCUUUGUCAGUAUUAGGAAAUGUGAUAAGGCAACUAAGCGAGGGGAAGGAGUUUAUCAGUUAUCGCGAUUCGAAAUUGACUAGACUGCUCUCACAGGCUCUUGGCGAUGUAUAUGGAUCUGUAGUAAAACCUUUAGUCGAUUCCUUCAUGGAAGGUUUCAAUGCCACAAUAUUUGCAUAUGGCCAAACAUCUUCUGGCAAAACACACACCAUUUUGGGCAAUAAAACAGAUCCUGGGCUUUUCCAAUUAGUAUCCAAUCAGUUAUUCCAGCAUGUGGCAGACCAGGUUGAUAAGAGGUACUUGAUUAGAUGCAGUUAUAUUGAAAUCUACAAUGAAAAGAUCAAUGACCUCCUGGAUAAGAGCAAUCAGGGUUUAACUAUGAGAAGAUAUCAAAGGAAAUGUGCUGCUUGA